Cladophialophora immunda is the source of this 2388-nucleotide messenger RNA. RefSeq lists its product as uncharacterized. Bases 1 to 2388 code for a protein of 795 amino acids. The transcript has a single exon. Gene Ontology annotation, cellular component: membrane. Gene Ontology annotation, molecular function: ABC-type transporter activity; ATP binding; ATP hydrolysis activity. Gene Ontology annotation, biological process: transmembrane transport. The record is from RefSeq and is a predicted model, not a curated record. NCBI's taxonomy places the organism in Eukaryota, Fungi, Ascomycota, Eurotiomycetes, Chaetothyriales, Herpotrichiellaceae.
AUGGAAAGUUCUUUCGCGCUGAGGACGUUUCAGGCCCUCACUGUUAUCGCGUCUGCCUUAUUCUUCACUAUUGCCACGAUUGCCACCUGGUGCUCGCGAACCCAGGAAGCGAAGGCUAGAGACUUACGUAACGUUCAAUUUGGCCUGACUUGUGUCGAGACCUUACUAUGCUGGGCGGAAGCAGCAGUCAACCUAGAGAAAUCUGACCCGCACGAAAUUUCCGACCCGGACGCCGUGUAUGCGCUCUUCCUGUCUUUGAUCUGGCUCGCCGUCUCUCUUAGUCUCACCGCAACCCCAGAGAUCCCACCCUAUCCUCAUCUCGGAACAUACGCGAUCCUUUUCGUCUGCCAAGGCAUGGUCUUGGUACUUUCCCCGCGCCUGACGCCUUCCAGGGAUGAGCAGCUAAUUACACGAUCCUUACUUCAACAACUCCAGUUUACAGUUGAAGCUUGCCUUCUCGGAAGCUUUCUGCUUGGGCGAAAGGAAAUCAUAGGAAAUACGGGUGAAGUGCGCCCACUACUGAGCCAUGAGUCAACCUCAGACGACAUUCAAGAAGCGGACAAGGAAGAAGCACAAAGACGGCGCAUUCGAAACCGACCAUUUUGGGAGUAUCUUGCCUCGUUCAAGGUAUUCGUGCCAUACAUGUACCCACGGUCUCCUAAGUUACGGCUUUACUUUGGCGGAAUGUGUAUCACCAGUGCUCUGACAAGGGUGGUGAAAAUUGCUCUCCCACUCAGCCAAGGCAUGAUCGUCAACGGUCUAAGACAAGGAAUACCUUACAAGGCAAUCGUACUGUAUGCGGUGCUUGGCUGGUUGUCAUAUGUCUUCCAGGCGAUUGAAGGCUGGUUUUCGGGUCGGGUGACCACCGAUCUGAUGUUAGCCUUACAGCGACAUUGCUACGAUCACAUCAUGGGCCUGUCGGCCGAUUUCCACGAUUCCAAGACAUCUUCGAUCACAUUGAAGACGACGGAUCGUGGUAAAGCAGUGAUCGACUUGCUUCAUGACAUUGUCUUUCAAUCCUUGCCGACAUUAAUUGACUUGGUUUCGGCCGUCGUGACCCUCACAUAUCUCUUUGGGUUUUACAUGGGCUUCAUGAUUGCAUUCACGGUGGUCCUUUUCACCUGGCUAGCCUUCAAAGCGCUCGCCGAAAAGAGACCUAUUCUUCGGUCAUGUGAGGAUGCGUAUGACGCGCAGUACAACCAAAUGUGCAAGUCCGUAUCGAAUUGGCAAAUGAUAUCCUAUUUCCGAGCCAUCCCGUAUGAAACUCAGAAGUAUGGAGAGAAGGUCGACAUAUCUCGAAAACAAAUGUUCCGUUGGUAUUCGUAUGAACGUCUGACUUGGGCCCUACGUCACCUGGUUCACUCCAUCAGCCUCGUUGCCGUAUGCAUUAUCGUUGCCUUACAAAUCGAACGUCAACAGCGCGGAAUUGCUGAUCUGGUGGCCUUCUUCACAUACUGGCCGCGGCUCACCCGUUCACUGGCCAUUUUGAUAAGCGAGUCGUCAACAGUAGCUGGAAAGCUAGCGAGCGCCGAGAAUCUGGUGGCGCUUUUGGAAGAAAAGCCACGCAUUGAAGACUCGGAGGGUGCUGAAGACUUCAAGUUCAAAGGAGGUGCGGUCGAUUUCAAAGAGGUUUGUUUCUCUUAUGAUGGCACACGACAAGUGGUAAAAAGUCUCACCUUCCACGUGGAGCCUGGUCAGACCGUAGCGUUCGUCGGAGAAACGGGAAGCGGCAAGAGUACCCUUUUGAAACUCCUUUUCCGAUUCUAUGAUGUUCAAAGCGGGAGCAUCUUGAUUGAUGGCCAAGACAUCAGAGCAGUACGGAUGGACACUUUCCGGGAGGAAAUUGCGGUGGUUCCCCAGAAUCCUCCCGUGUUCACCGGGUCAGUGCUGGGGAAUGUCAAAUACCCCGGAAUGGACCGUACGGAUGAAGAAGUUAUGGACGCUUGCGACAGAGCAGCGCUACACGACAAAAUCAUGUCACUUACUCAUGGUUAUUCACAAAAGGUGGGCGAGGGCGGCGCUACGCUCUCGAAUGGCGAGGUUCAGCGACUUGCGAUUGCCCGAGUGUUCCUCCGAGACCCCGGCAUUGUGUUUCUCGAUGAAGCCACGAGUAGCGUCGACAACAUCACCGAGGAGAAGAUUAAACACAGUAUGCGCAAAUUUUGUCAAGGUCGGACCACGUUUAUAAUUGCGCAUCGUCUGUCUACAGUCCUAGAUGCCGAUCUUAUCCUCGUCAUUCAAGGUGGCCAGAUUCUCGAGUCUGGCAAACAUGGAGACUUGUUGAAACUAGAUGGGCUUUACAAGAAGCUCUGGGAUAGCCAAGUGGGCAUCCAGUCGACUCCGCAAAGGCAGGAAGAGGAUACCAUCGAAGAAAACGCCGAUGCCUAA